UGACUAAUUUGUUAAACAUUUAAAUGCACUUCAUAUAUGCAAAACAUAAUGACAGUUGUGUAAUUUACAUCUGCAUCCCUCCCAACCGCUGAAUAGUUACAGUUACAGUUGCUUCGAUACAACGUUAAAUGAGUGUGCAACCCUGGUUCAGUCGGCGGACGCCGCUUUUUGUUGUGCAGCCCUGCGUUUUUGACCCCUUAAGCUUAAAGUCGAAAAAUGUUGAACUUCCAUCCAAGAAAGCGUAGAAAUCCACUUACUCUUCCAUCGCAACCGCGUACAAAUGGACUUAGGAGUUUCCGCAAUCGCCAUCUUGCCGUAUUGCCAUUGGAGUCUGAGCACCAUGCAGAUGCAGAUGAUCGUGAAAUGUCAUCCAACGAAACAGUUGUUGACUUUGAGCCCCAGCCAAAUAGGCUAACAGCUCGAAGGAUUGCUCGAAGCGCAUCAAAUUCCUCAAAUCGAGGAAUCGUUGGCUUUAGUGUGCGUAGACGGCCAAAUAACGCAACGUCUCCACAGGAAAGGGAGACACGUGAGAGAGACACAUCACAACGCCGUACCGGAGGCCAGCGAUCCCGGGGUGGACGUCUCGUACAGGAAAAUCAGACUGUUCGUCGUUUACACCGGCAUCGUAUACGCUUCUCGUUUUCUCACAUUGGCAUUGUUUUUGCGGUCAUUCAACAUCAUCAGCGAAGUGUGCAGCAAUCACCUCUUACUCCUGAGGCCAAUCAACAACUCGGGCCGGAGCCUGAACCUAGUGCGAAUCCACCAGAUCCUGAUGCCAUUUUAGAUGAGUGAAAAUUCUUUUUUAAAAUAUA
Drosophila willistoni is the source of this 812-nucleotide messenger RNA. RefSeq lists its product as uncharacterized. The transcript is spliced from 2 exons. The record is from RefSeq and is a predicted model, not a curated record. Bases 217 to 792 code for a protein of 191 amino acids. NCBI's taxonomy places the organism in Eukaryota, Metazoa, Arthropoda, Insecta, Diptera, Drosophilidae.